AUGGUUAAAGUUACUGUCUGCGGUGCCGCUGGUGGCAUUGGCCAACCCUUGUCUUUAUUGUUGAAAUUGAACCCCCAAGUCUCCGAGUUGGCCCUCUUUGAUAUUGUCAACGCCAAAGGAGUGGCUGCUGACUUGUCCCAUAUUUGCACUCCUGCCGUCGUCAACGGAUAUCAACCCGCAAACAAAGAAGACAAGACUGCCAUCGUCGAUGCCUUGAAGGGCUCCGACUUGGUGGUCAUUCCUGCUGGUGUUCCUCGUAAGCCAGGCAUGACUCGUGCUGACUUGUUCAACAUCAAUGCCUCUAUCAUCAGGGACUUGGUGGCAAACAUCGGCAGAACUGCCCCAAACGCUGCUAUUUUGAUUAUAUCCAACCCUGUGAACGCCACUGUGCCCAUUGCCGCUGAAGUUUUGAAGAAAUUGGGCGUAUUCAACCCCCGUAAGUUGUUUGGAGUCACCACCUUGGACUCCGUAAGAGCCGAGACCUUCUUGGGUGAGCUCAUUGACGUGGCUCCUACCUCAUUGAAGGGCAAGAUCUCAGUCAUCGGAGGCCACUCAGGCGACACCAUCGUCCCUUUGAUCAACGUCAACAGCGACAUUGCCUCCAAGGUCAACAAGUUGAGCAAGUCGCAGUACGAAAAGUUCAUCAACAGAGUCCAGUUCGGUGGUGACGAGGUGGUCAAAGCAAAGAAUGGUGCAGGCUCAGCAACUUUGUCUAUGGCCUACGCUGGCUACAGAUUUGCCGAAGGUGUUUUGGACUCGUUGGCUGGCAAGCCCACCUCCACUACCACUGUUCCCGAUUCUUCCUACAUCUACUUGCCUGGUGUCCCAGGCGGUAAGGAAUUGGCCAGCAAGUCCUUGAAAAACGUCGAUUUCUUUUCCGUUCCAGUCGUGUUGGAAAACGGCCAGAUCAAGUCUUUCAUCAACCCUUUCGAGUCUUUGAAAGUGACUGACGACGAGAAAAAGUUGGUUGAGACUGCUUUGGGUGGUUUGGAAAGCUCCAUCAAGCAAGGGUCUUCCUUCGUCCAAGGAUCCAAAUUGUAA
Messenger RNA from Suhomyces tanzawaensis NRRL Y-17324, 1041 nucleotides. RefSeq names its product malate dehydrogenase (gene MDH1-3). Gene Ontology annotation, molecular function: L-malate dehydrogenase (NAD+) activity. Gene Ontology annotation, cellular component: cytoplasm. The record is from RefSeq and is a predicted model, not a curated record. Gene Ontology annotation, biological process: tricarboxylic acid cycle; malate metabolic process. The transcript has a single exon. Lineage: Eukaryota; Fungi; Ascomycota; Pichiomycetes; Serinales; Debaryomycetaceae. Bases 1 to 1041 code for a protein of 346 amino acids.